CUGAACCAAUGAUGUGUCACAAACAACUUGAGGAAGAACGUGCACUCUUAAUAAGGAAAUACCGUAAUAGCCUUUGAUUAAUGUUUACUGUUAGUAACUUCUCCACACAAGAAUCAGGAUGGAAGCCACAAGAAACAAGGAAAUCUGCUAUGAGGAGCUGAAGACUCUUAUGGGAAAGAGCCAGAAUCUCCUCGUGGUUGAUGUCCGCAGUAACGAGGAAGUGGCUAAAGGACAUAUUCCAGGAUCAAUUCACAUUCCUGUUGAUACAGUAGAAGCUGAAUUUUCAUUGAGCCCAGAAGAAUUCAAGGCCAAGUAUGGAGUAACCAAGCCACCACCUGAUGCACCAGAGCUGGUGUUUCACUGCAUGAUGGGCAGGCGAGGGGGAAUUGCCACGGAUAAGGCCCGUGAACUAGGAUAUGUGAAUGCACGUAAUUUCGUUGGUGGAUACAAAACGUGGGCUGAGAAGGAAGGAAAAUGAUUCAUAUUGAAGGAGAGAUUCAAAUAUAUUCACACAAAUAGGAAUUGUGAAACCUGGACAGGUGUAAUAUGUAACAUUUUACAAUUUUAUUUUGGGGUAUUGUGUUGUUUUCAUACAGUACAUAAUUGGAUUGUAUAUGUAUGAAUAAAUACAAAUAAAUAAAAACAAUCACUUACUAGA
This is a messenger RNA of Amphiprion ocellaris (clown anemonefish), 658 nucleotides long. It is a transcript of the gene tstd1, whose product is annotated as thiosulfate sulfurtransferase like domain containing 1. Gene Ontology annotation, cellular component: mitochondrion. The record is from RefSeq and is a predicted model, not a curated record. The coding region runs from base 119 to 478 and encodes 119 amino acids. The transcript is spliced from 4 exons. Lineage: Eukaryota; Metazoa; Chordata; Actinopteri; Pomacentridae. Gene Ontology annotation, molecular function: thiosulfate-cyanide sulfurtransferase activity.